AUGAAAUCCGAAGCAUUCUUAACAAUGACAGGAAGAUUCCUCGCGUUUCUGUGGAAAUACUACCUGUUUGGAAGGAACAACAUGCUGUCUCUGUUGGGUCGGUCAGGCUCGGCAGCUUGUCGUCCGGCUGUGGUUGUUCUGGCCCAAACUCAACCUCAGUCCACGGCGCCUGCUUCUGUUUCUCAGCAUGAUGUUCCAGAACCUCGAAUAAGCUCCCAAACAGCACAGUUCAGGAAGGGUACAGGUGGACGUGCUUCGUUCUCUGGUAAUGUUGUUACGGUGUUUGGAGCAUCUGGGUUUAUGGGACUGCCUGUUGUCAAUCGACUAGCAAAGAUGGGGACGCAAAUUAUUCUUCCGUACAGACAGGAUCCUUAUUACAUGAGAGAGCACAAAGUUCCCGGUGAAUAUGGCCAGAUUUUAUUCUUCCCAUUCGAACUGCAGGACGAGGAGAGCAUUAGAAAGGCUAUAAGGUAUUCGAAUAUUGUCAUCAACCUCAUUGGAACACGAGUCCCGACAAAGAGGUAUGACUACUACGAAGUACACGAACGUGGAGCUCGCAGACUCGCGAGGAUUUCUCGUGAGAUGGGUGUCGAUCGAUUUAUUCAUAUGUCUGCUCUUGGUGCAAAUGUAAAUCCUGGCAAAGGGCACUUUGUGAAGGAAUCGAAUUUUCUUAAAAGCAAGGCUCUCGGUGAAAUUGCUGUGCGUGAGGAAUUCCCGAGUGCUACGAUUGUUCGACCUUCCUUGAUUUAUGGAGAGCUUGACGGAUUCAUUACGUACUAUGUGAGUAGAUGGAGGAAGACUCCACUCGAUUUGGUAUAUCUGUACAAGAAGGGCGAACACACGUACAAGAUGCCUAUAUGGCAAGGAGAUGUAGCUGCAGGACUUGGUGCCAUCGUGAAAGAUCCGACAUCGGCGGGCCAGACUUACGAGUUUGUGGGCCCUCAUUGCUAUCAACUCAGCGAGCUAAUGGAUUUCAUGUACCACAAAGCCCACUGUAUUAAAGACCUUGGAUUCUACUACCGACGGCAUUCGCUUCCUGAUCCAUAUUUCAUGCUACUCACUUGGUUUACUGAACAAUGGGGUCACUUCUUCAAAUGUAAAGUUCCCCUCAAUCGGGAAUGGAUGGAAUACGUGGAGGUGAAAGACGAUGUGCUAACCGGUCAACGAACUCUAGCCGAUCUGGGCAUUAGGCGCCUUACUGAAUUUGAGUUCGCUGGAGGACGACAAGCGUUCUACCAGUCAUUUUUCAAGUACUUCGAAGAAGGGUAUGGAGAACUGCCGCAACCUCCUCUUCCACUGAGAUCACCACCGAUUAUCAAAAAGCAGGGCACGGAAGGGAAGUCUGCGUUUGGUAAAGGAUUGGCGUUUAACUAG
Necator americanus (New World hookworm) is the source of this 1374-nucleotide messenger RNA. RefSeq lists its product as uncharacterized. Gene Ontology annotation, cellular component: mitochondrion. Bases 1 to 1374 code for a protein of 457 amino acids. Gene Ontology annotation, molecular function: protein-containing complex binding. The record is from RefSeq and is a predicted model, not a curated record. NCBI's taxonomy places the organism in Eukaryota, Metazoa, Nematoda, Chromadorea, Rhabditida, Ancylostomatidae. The transcript has 12 exons.